ACAGAACAGCCGCAAGCCGAUCCCCACGCACUGCAAGCCUGGCAUUCGGGAGGCCGCUCAGAGGCAAGGGAAACAACGACGUCCUCUUCGAAGAAAAACUGAAGAAAAUAGAGGCCCCUUGGCUCCGGAAUGCGCCUAGUCUUGUAGCAGACAACAGCAUAGAGUAGAAGAUUACGCUGCCAACGUUUUGAGAGUUUGAUUGUGGUAGAGUGACCUCCUGGGAAGGUCCCGCCAAGAUGACGGCGACAGCCAACCAGCAGCCGGCCUGCAAGUCACAUGACUCCCAGCACCAACCACAGGAGUGCUGCCACCCUCAGAACUUGGACAGUGCAAAUCAAAGCAACAUGGCAGUGCCAAGCCUUCUCGUAGAUGUUUUCUGUACAUAUUCCUCUAGAAGACGAGGCUCGAUAUCCGAGUCCAGAUUGACGUACACAGGGACUCUGUUAGCAGUGCUAGUGGUGUGCUUGCUGAAUUUUUCUGCGGCGGGCGCAUCUAAACAACACGAAUCCAACGAUGUCGUCACGUGGCUCGAAAUGUACCCGGUUUCGCCGGUAACGGACGCGACAGUGAAGAGCAAUGUUCCAGUUUCUGUGCUGUGGGGCGUCCCAGACCUGACUGUUGUGGUCGGAAGGUUGUUGCAGUUUACCAUACCUCCAGAUGCCUUCAAGGGCGACAUUGCAAACUACAAGGUGUCUGCAGCAGGCGGUGGCGUGCUCGACUCCUGGGUCCAGUGGGUCGCAAGCGACCGCUCCCUCAUCUGCAUACCAACCGAGAGCGACGUCGGACUUCACUACAUCACCGUCACCGCCAUCGGCAAGCCCAACUCCACCUCUGAACUGCCGUCCCAGGCCAGCGACGUCUUCUCCAUCAAUGUGGUUCCGGAGACGGCGCCCGAGUCCACCGCCGCUCCCGCGUUGGCGUCCUACCUCGGUAACGUGGAGAACAGCGUGGUGUGUCUGCCCGGUGAGCCCUUCACCAUGGUUACCGUGAUUGUGGAUGCCGACCCCAACAAGCUGUACCCCAAGGACAAGCUGAAGCUGCUGUCUGGCAUGAAGGCCCACAUGAAGGUACCGCUGGACUUCCUCAAGCUGCUGCCAAUGGGAAACAAACGUAUCCUGGACGCCUCCGCCUUCAUGGCAGGGCCUGGAAACGUCAAGCAGUCCAAGACAGAAGGAAUGCUGCUGUCCUGGACCGUGGGGUGUGGCAGCGACACCAGCAACCUGAGGGGCGUGAACCGUGUGGAGAAAACGGCCAAGAACGGGGAAAUGGCUCGCGACCUCGGCUACGACGUGAUUGGAUGGCACGUUACCAGCCCCAAACCGCACGUGAGCAAGCGUAUGAAGCGCCAGCUGCAGCUGCGCCCCACUCCCACGCCUGUGCCAGGCCGCCCACUACCCCCAGAAGAAGUGCCAGAGAGUAGCGCCAUCCCGCCAACGCGGGUCAUCCCUACCCAAGCCUCUCCCAUCUUCACCGACAUGGGGAGGACGGCCACCCUGGAACCCACACCUGCGCCGUCUAAAGUCGUGCCAACCGACACCAGAGUGUCUCUCACUGCUUCUCCACGAGCCACCAGGACCAAGCCUACCAUGUCUGCCAGCAUGAUGCAGACUCCCACCAUGCUGCCACCGAGACCCACCAGGAUCGACGUCGUCACCAGCACAGUGGUGCCCAGCAGGUCCGAGCUCAUCACCCCAACGCCAGUCUUCACCGUCCCUGUCACACCCACACAGGUCACACCACCUGUCACAACACCCGACAGGACACCUGGCAGGACACCUGAGAAGACAACCACUCCCAAAACAACACGACCCGACGAUACAACACCCAAGAAAGAAACCACUCCACAGGCAACUACUCAAGAACCGGCCACCUUCCCCAAGACUCCACAAGUUCCAACAGAGCCCAACACUCCACCAGAACUCAUCAACCACAUCGACCGUGUUACGGUGUACCAGGGAGAGGUGCUGCGCUUCAAGAUUCCCCGGGAUACCUUCUACGAUGUGGAGGAUGGCAACACCAGGAAGCUCAAGCUGGUGUUCAUGAACAUCGACGGACUCAUCAUGCCCAAGAACUCGUGGAUCCGCUUCAACGACACCAGCCAGGAGCUGUACGGCCUGCCGAUGGGAGAGCACGUGGGCACUGGGGAGUACCUCAUGGCCGCUUUAGACAGCGCAGGUGCAGUAGCCAGAGACGCCUUCGAGAUCCAGGUGCUUCCUCGCACCAAACAGUUCAACCACAAGUUCAGUGUCAGGAUCGACUACGACUUUGACAAGUUCAAGUACGACGUCAACAAGCAGCUGCUCCUGAUGGAGAAGCUGGCCAAACUGUACGGAGAGAGCGACACCAGCUCCAUUACUGUUCAGGAAUUCAAAGCCGGGUCUGUUAUCUACUCGUGGAGCAACAACACCCUCCCGUACUACCCCUGUCCCUCAGAGGAGAUCACACGGCUCAGGGCUAAGUUGAUGAAGGAUGGAGAGAUCAACCCAGAGCUGGUGGAGGCCCUGAAGCCGGAGUUUAUCGUGACGAGGGUCUCGGUGGCUCCAGCUGGGCCCUGUGAUACGGGCCGCGGAACAGACAGUCCUGGAGGUCCGAUUAUUGACACGGCUAGCGAUCGCAAGACGAGCGAGGACGACAAGUGGCUGCACAUCGUGCUGCCGGCGGUGAUCUGUGCCGCCAUCCUGCUGCUGCUGGGCCUCAUCAUCUUCCUGCUGUACCGGCGCCGCAGGAAGGGCAAGCUGUCCAAGGAGGACAAGCACACCUUCGUCAACAAGGGCAUCCCCAUCAUCUUCGCCGACGAGCUGGAGGAUACCAAACCCACCACCUCCUCCACGCCGGUCAUCAUGAAGGACGAGAAACCUCCACUGCCGCCACCGGAGUACCCCAAGGUGCCCCUCCCCGACAUGCCUCCCGGUGUCGACCCUCCCCACACCCCCGACGACGAGUUCUCCACCCCUCCCUACCAACCACCACCCCCCUUCAGCACCCCCCAGGGCAGCAGGGGAACCAGACCCGUCAUCGCACCCCCUUACCGCUCACCCCCUCCCUACGUCCCCCCGUAAAACCAGGGGUCUGUACAGCCAAAUCCUCACUUGUGUCCAACACGUGUGUGAACUAACUACCUUUUCUUUUGCCAUCACACAACGGACAAGUUUAAGUCAGUAUUUUGUCAAGUUUGAUGGUAGUACAAGUGCCAACAGUAGUUCAUCAUGUAGCCAACCAAUGUAAAAAAAAUUCUUAGUAUUUGCUCUUGAUUCCUAUAAAGUACUAAUCAAUUCCAAUCCGCAGCAGGUGCCAUAUAUUUAUUUAUUGUACAAACAUUAUUAUACCGCCAGGCCUAGUCUUAAUACUUUACUAACCAAGUAACUCGUGUAGUAGGGUUUACAGCCAGGCUACGUCCACAAUAUGUGCAACGUCAUCGUAAGAGCAGGUCCUAGAGAUGACUGAGUGUGAGUUGCAUAGAUAUUUCUGGUCCUGACAGCCUAGCAUGAUUAUCUACAUCUCCUCUGUACUGAACAAAGCCCCUUUCAGCAGGGCGUAACGUCCAGUAUGUAUGUAGAUUAUGUAUGUAGUUCUUCUGACUUGAUUUCGUAUUGGUGCUGAUUUCUUUUUUCUUUGUGAAAACCUGUCAGAAAACUGAACAUCCCACUGUUAGUGAUGUCGUGACCACUUGUAAGUUUGGUUACCGAAAUUCACACCCAGGAUCUUGUGAGGAGUGUGAUGCUCCAAUCUGCCAAAUGUUUCAAAAGAUGUUUGUCCAUAUCAAAGGAGGACAAAAAGUGACAAAACAACCAGUCCAGAAACCACUUUGAUUCGGAGCUGGGAGUUUAUUGAGAAAGUGAAACUUGUAUCUAAACCUAGAGGCUUGUGUCAGUCAAAGUUUUUGAAAAUACUGAACACAUCUUUAGCGCCUUUUGUUUUGACCAAAGAAGGGUACAGUAUAUUUUAACGAGCAUGUUGCCUCUUGUUACUUCUCACUACCUUUUAGAUUUUUUGAUAUUGUAUUAUAUUCUAAAAUCUAUAUUGUAUUGUUUAGUUAAUCAGUUCUUGUUUAUUAUUUUUAACCUCUUAUAUGAUAAACUUUUCAAUUAAUCCAGCACUGUGGGGUAAGAGACCUCCCGUGUUAGAUAAGUGAAGAUAAAUUUUGAGUAUUAUAGAUUUUACUUGAUAUUUUCGUACAAGAAUAUGCUGUGGUUCCCUCACUGACUUACAAGAAGUUGUAACUUGUAAGCCUCUUGCUAAGUCAGUGAGGGAAGCACACGCUGUAUGUACUUUUUCUGCAAUUUAUUCUGGUUAACAUUUGUGCACGUACAGAUACACUUGUAAGAUGGAAGAUUUACUCCUAGAACAUCAAAUCUGUAUGAAGUGAUGUAGUAGCACGUUAAAUCUGAUAGGGGGAGCUGUUUAUACUGUAUUCUAAUACAAUGGAGACUGUGAUGUAGCUGGGAUGUUUUUUUGUCCCACUGUAGUGUUGAUUUGAGACUACUUGGGUCCAGUAGGUAGAGAGACACUGUAACUCCCCCGUCAGCACCUGAUCAGCCAUAUUAUAACGUCUGUAGGUCCAACCUGUUCCAAUAAACCAUUUGUACAACA
Branchiostoma belcheri (Belcher's lancelet) is the source of this 4590-nucleotide messenger RNA. Its product is annotated as dystroglycan-like. The transcript is spliced from 4 exons. NCBI's taxonomy places the organism in Eukaryota, Metazoa, Chordata, Leptocardii, Amphioxiformes, Branchiostomatidae. The record is from RefSeq and is a predicted model, not a curated record. Gene Ontology annotation, biological process: nerve development; axon guidance; muscle attachment. The coding region runs from base 237 to 3059 and encodes 940 amino acids. Gene Ontology annotation, cellular component: dystroglycan complex; sarcolemma; dystrophin-associated glycoprotein complex. Gene Ontology annotation, molecular function: calcium ion binding; laminin binding.